Paramecium sonneborni is the source of this 839-nucleotide messenger RNA. NCBI's taxonomy places the organism in Eukaryota, Ciliophora, Oligohymenophorea, Peniculida, Parameciidae. The record is from the annotation of a GenBank genome assembly.
AAUGCAAUAUAGACUUUAAUUGUAGUAGAUUAAUUAGAAUACUAAUGUUAUUCCAAUCUCCAUUAUGUAAUCUCUCAAGGGUUUAAGCAAGUAUUUUAAAUAGAAAAAAGGCACUUAAAUGUAAAGAUCUUGUACAUCAUUAUCACCAAAAUAGAAUAUUACUAGAAAUAACUCUAAUUAAGUUGAAAAUCAACUCUUUAAUUUUGUAAAUAAUAAUGAGAAUAGAUCAGUUCCAAAUUUGUUUGAAAAUGUUUAAAAAAAAAAUACAAAUCUUGCUAUUUCUCAUAAACCUCUAAAAGGUAGAAGUUCAUCUAUUAUGAUGAAUAAUGUUACUUAGGAAGAUUGGAAAUAGAAAUAUUUAUAAUUAAAAGAUACUUUAAAUUAACGUAUUACCUUCCUAGAAUAAGAAUUAUAAAAGAUUUAUUCUAUUGAAAAUAAUGCAACUAGCAUUAUUGAUUCUUUAAAUCAUUAAAUCAAUCAAUAAAACUUAUAAUUAGAGGCUUAUAGGAAUAGAGUAAGAGAAAUUGAAAUAGAUUUAGAAAAUAAGAAUUAAUAAAUAAAAAAACUAACAAUUGAUAAUAAGUAAUUCUAGAAAAUAAUUAAUGAAAAAAAUAAUUAAAUAGAUUUAUGGAGAUAAGAUUUAAAAAUUCCAAAAUAACCAUUUCUGACUACUGCAAUGAAAUAAAUUUAAUAAAUUUUUGAAUAAUUAGAAGUAUAGAUUCAUAAUUAUAUAGAAUUCUUAAACUAAUUAUAAAAUUCAUACAUAAUUAAGUCAAAAUUUAUCAAUAUCAUCAUCAUCAAUGGUAGAAAUGAUAAAUUAGAUGAAGGAAUCUUCUUGA